CGUCCCGCCCGCCCCGUUCGAAAGAGGAAGCUGAUGCAGCUCCGCCCCGAGCCGGGCACAACGCGGCGGCAGCCAGGCCGGGGUGCUGAGCUCGGGGCUGUGGGAGCACCCCGCAGACACAGCAGCGAUGGAGAAGGACCCCGGCUGCCACCAGGAUGUGGCCAAAACAGCGGGUGAGAUGCUGGGCCCUGAGGCACAGCUGGACGACAUGGUGGGAGCGCACACGGACUACAAUGAGGAGGAGGAGGAACAGAAAUAUUUCCGCCGCAAGCGUCUCGGCGUGGUGAAGAAUGUGCUGGCUGCCAGCUUGGCCGCCAUGCUCACCUACAGCGUCUACCUGGGCCUGCUGCAGAUGCAGCUCAUCCUGCACUAUGACGAGACCUACCGGGAGGUGAAGUACAGCAACAUGGAGCUGGAGGACAUCGACCGCAAGGUGCUGAUGGGCAUCAAUGUCACCCCCGUGGUGGCACUGCUCUACACGCCUGUCCUCAUCCGGUUCUUCGGCACUAAGUGGACCAUGUUCCUGGCCGUGGGCAUCUAUGCCCUCUUUGUCUCCAGCAACUACUGGGAGCGCUACUUCACACUAGUGCCCUCUGCUGUGGCUAUCGGGGUGGCCAUCGUGCCGCUCUGGGCCUCCUUGGGCAACUACAUUACGCGGAUGGCACAGAAGUACUACGAGUAUGCCAACUACAAGGAGGAGCACGUGCAGGAGCAGCGGCAAGCACCACGUGGAGCCUGCAGUGCCUACAUUGUCGUCUUCCAGACCAUCUUCUACAUCUGCUUCCACCUGAGCUUCAUCUGCGCGCAGAUGCCCAUGCUCUUCUUCCUCAACAAUUACAUCUACCAGCUCAACCACACACUCUACGGGGUGAAGCGCUGUGGUACCUUGAGCCAUGGCACGCUGACUGGCUUCAAUAAGACGGUGCUGCACAGUCUGCCUCGCAGUGUCAACCUCAUCGUGGUGGAGAGCGUCCUGAUGGCAGCUGCCUUUCUUGCCAUGCUGGUGGUCCUGCUGCUCUGCGGCUCGGCGUAUCGGACCACUGAGGAGAUUGAUCUGCGCAGCAUAGGCUGGGGGAACAUAUUUCAGCUGCCCUUCAAGCACAUGCGGGACUAUCGCCUCCGCCACCUCCUUCCUUUCUUCAUCUACAGUGGCUUUGAGGUGCUCUUCGUCUGCAAUGACUUCUCCCUGAACUAUGGCGUGUGCACCCUGGGGCUGGAGAAGCUGGCAUACCUCCUCAUCGCCUACGGCUUCUCCGCCUCCACCUGCUCCAGCUUUGCCCUCUGCAUGCUGCGCCUGCAGCGUCAGUACCCACUGCUGGCAGGAGCCUUGCUCCACGCUUCUAUCCUGGUGACACUCUUCUGCUGGGCACCUAUGCCCCGACAAGUGGAGCAGGCACCUCUGCUUUACACCAUAGCCGCACUCUGGGGAAUGGGCAGUGCCCUCAACAAGACUGGCAUUAGCAUCCUCCUCGGCAUGCUGUAUGAAGACAAAGAGCGCCAAGACUUCGUCUUCACCAUCUACCACUGGUGGCAGGCGCUGGCCAUCUUCGCUGUGUACCUGUGGUCAGGGCUGCCCAUGAAGGCCAAGCUGUCUCUCAUGCUGUUGGCGCUGGGGCUGGCAGCAGGUUCUUAUGGCUGGAUGGAGCGCCGGCUGGCACAGCGCGUGGCCUUCCGCCUGCCCCGCAUGCCACGUCCACGCCACAGGGCCAGCGGAUACCGCUACUUGGAGGACAAUGACUCUGACGAAACCAACUCAGAGGGUGAAGGGACGAGCCGUGACAACAGCCAUCCACCAGCGGAGGAGGACGAGACGCCGAGAGAUGACAAGGAGCAGAGAAAUUAAGCAGCAGGCCCACGGGCCUCACUCUGGCAGCCCCACAGGCCUCCCCACACAGCACUAUAGGCUGCACCCCUCUGGGGCUUGAGGCCCCCCGGAGCCGACCCCGAGCACUGUGCUGCGCUUCCCGCUAAUGUCCGACUCAAUAAAGGGUUCACCCGAUUACCA
Molecule: messenger RNA, 2005 nt
Organism: Meleagris gallopavo (turkey)
Lineage: Eukaryota; Metazoa; Chordata; Aves; Galliformes; Phasianidae
Gene: UNC93B1
Product: unc-93B1 regulator of TLR signaling
Biological process (GO): toll-like receptor 9 signaling pathway; toll-like receptor signaling pathway; toll-like receptor 3 signaling pathway
Cellular component (GO): lysosome; endosome
Molecular function (GO): Toll-like receptor binding
Source: RefSeq, a predicted model, not a curated record